AAGCCCUGGAAGACUUGGACUUCACCGACUUCUGAAAGAAUAAUUCUCGGAUAUGAAAGUGACGGUAUCGUUUGGAAAUGUGAAAAUUGUGGUUCCUUGUGGUCAGGGGAACAUUUCUAUCAAGGAGCUGUCGGAAAUGGCUGUCUUGAGGUAUCAAAAAUCCUUACACCAGGCAAGAAGCUUGGAGAAUUCCGCAACGGGUCUGCGCCGUACACGUGAUGACAAGCCAGAUUCCGGCGACUCUAUUGAUCCGGGAGUGCUGAGCACAGCGAAUGAGUUGGGAGUCUGUCAGGUGGACUCUUUGACCUUGGCACGUGAUGGAGGUCUGCUCGACUGGGAUGACAAAGUGAUUGAUGUCUUGGAUGACAGGGAAAUGCUCGUUGCGCACUACCACCUGAAGGAUUCCUCUUCAAGCACCAGUCUUUCAGACCACUCAAGCACCCGGUCGUUCACUCCGAACACAAAGACUCCAAUGCGCUACAUCGGUAAGCAGGAUUCUGCGGAAGCAUUCCAACAACAGCCGCCCACGCAGUUGGGUACCGCCUUCUCCUCCGAAUUCCGCAGUCCUUCUUUAACCCAUCAGGUCACUGAUGAAUCCACAACUUCUGAGACUCAACGGCUUCAUCCAGUCCCACCUCCAGUGCCCGUCACUCAACCAUCCACAGUCUUUCCUGGCUCUCAGCCAGCACCUCCCCCACCGAUGCGAUCCUUCAAACAGACCCUCUCUCCGCAAAUGUCUCAAGCAGUCCGACCCGAGCUUGGACAAACAACGGUGACCACAUUUCGA
Molecule: messenger RNA, 787 nt
Organism: Opisthorchis viverrini
Lineage: Eukaryota; Metazoa; Platyhelminthes; Trematoda; Opisthorchiida; Opisthorchiidae
Exons: 3
Biological process (GO): establishment of cell polarity; microtubule cytoskeleton organization; cell adhesion
Cellular component (GO): adherens junction; apical plasma membrane; cell cortex
Molecular function (GO): phosphatidylinositol binding
Source: RefSeq, a predicted model, not a curated record